Molecule: messenger RNA, 1152 nt
Organism: Hibiscus syriacus
Lineage: Eukaryota; Viridiplantae; Streptophyta; Magnoliopsida; Malvales; Malvaceae
Product: putative disease resistance protein At1g63350
Exons: 3
Coding region: 1-1152 (383 amino acids)
Molecular function (GO): protein binding
Source: RefSeq, a predicted model, not a curated record
AUGCAUGAUCUUGUAAGGGACAUGGCAUUACAUAUCACAAGAGGAACACCUCGGUUCUUGGUAAAAGCCGGCAUGAGCUUGACAGAGCCACUCGAUGUACAAGAAUGGAAGCAGGAUCUAGAGCAGGUUUCAUUCAUGAAGAAUCGUGAGUUACAAGUAAUGUAUCCUUUGAAAAAACCACCACCAAGAUGUCCGAUGAUCACCACAUUACUGGUGUCUGAUUGUGGUAUAAAGAGUAUUCCAGGAGCCUUCUUUAAGCAUAUGCAUGGACUCAAGAUUCUUGAUCUUUCUGAAAAUCCUAUAAAGAGUCUCCCUGGUUCCAUAUCAGAUUUGAAGAAUCUCACUGCACUAUUACUUGCGUACUGUCAAAAUUUAAAGAAGGUGCCAUCGUUGUCAAAACUCGGGGUUCUAAAGAUGCUAAAUGGGAUCCCCAACGGAAUAUUAUCAAAACUUUCUUGCCUUCAACACCUGAAUGUUGGUGAAACGUCUGUAAGAGGAGAAGAGAUCGCUGGAUUUAAGAAGUUGGAAUUCUUCGAGGGGCGGUUUAACGACGUGAGCAACUUAAAUAUGUAUGUUCAUGCUUUACAUGAUCGAGAAGGUCCUCGUGAAUACUUAAUAGUGAAGUGCAAUCUGGUUUGCAGUGAAGAUGACUUGCUGUUUUCCAGGUUUUUCCGAAUCCCACUUGCCACCUUUUCCACUCUUAGAAUUCUUAAUAUAAACAAUUGUGAAAAUAUGAAGAGGUUGUUCUCUCCAAACUGCGUGCCGCUAAAUUUACAACAGCUUAGCGUUACGGACUGUAACCAAAUGGAGGAAAUAAUAGCAUCAGAACCUGAAUCAGAAGGAGGAGGACUGGUUUCUCUGGAACAUCGUCUCCCACAACUGACUCAGUUGCUAUUGAUGGAUCUACCUGAAUUAAAGAGUAUUUGCAGUGUCAAUGAAGUGAUGAUUUGUGAUUCUCUUGAAAAAUUUUGGGUACUAAAUUGUCCAAAAUUAAAAAGGAUGCCUCUUAAUCCUCCCGAACUUGAUAAUGUCCGAUCAUCUGCAGCUCCUGCUCUUCGUAUUUAUAUAAAGCCAAAGGAAUGGUGGGAAUCAGUGGAAUGGCAUCAUCCAGAUUCCAAGUCUCUUUUGGAGCCCUUCUUGAGGUUCUGGUAA